Acanthosepion pharaonis is the source of this 738-nucleotide messenger RNA. NCBI's taxonomy places the organism in Eukaryota, Metazoa, Mollusca, Cephalopoda, Sepiida, Sepiidae. The record is from the annotation of a GenBank genome assembly.
AUGCAUCAGGGUUCACAUUCCAUUUUGCUCUUACUUGAUUCCUCUCUCAACUCUUUCACUCUUUGCUCUUUUCUCUUUCAUCCAUCUUUCUCUUCUAUUUCCUCACUAUCAUCUGAACUCAUGUAUAAGACGCAUACUAACCUCCUCCCACCUUGCUCUCCUCCUCCCUCCUCCUUGCUCUCCUCCUCCCCUCCUCCUUGCUCUCCUCCUCCCUCCUCCUUGCUCUCCUCCUCCCUCCUCCUUGCUCUCCUCCUCCCUCCUCCUUGCUCCUCCUCCCUCCUCCUUGCUCUCCUCCUCCCUCCUCCUUGCUCUCCUCCUCCCUCCUCCUUGCUCUCCUCCUCCCUCCUCCUUGCUCUCCUCCUCCCUCCUCCUUGCUCUCCUCCUCCCUCCUCCUUGCUCUCCUCCCUCUUUUCUCUUUGUCUAUUUUUUUCUUCCUUCCCCCUUUUUUUUUCUUCUUUUUUAAUUUCUUUCUCUUCAUUAAACUGUUCUCCUGGUUUUAUCCUCUUUUUCUGCUUUUGCCUUCUUGCUCUUUUCAAUAAUUUGAAAUAUUUACCUUUCUUUUUUACCUUCUUAUCCCAUUUUCAACAUGAGGGUGAUAGGGUGCAUUCUUCUCUCUCUCGAUCACCCCCUCACCUCUAUGCUACUGUCACCUCCUCCAUCGCCUCGCCUUCUGGACUAUCCCCUGUCAGAGAUAAGUAUUUGGUUCCACAUGAUAGCGAUUCAUUAUUUGUAUUUUAG